UUCUGUGUCUCCAUCUGUACAGUGAACUUGGUGAGCGCCAACCUCCUAGAGAGUAAGGAUUUCUCUACAAGUUCCACAGAUGUGAGUUGUAAAUACUAAAUGUGAUAUACAUGGGAAGUGUUUGGGAUAGAGCCUGGAUCAUUGUAAGCACUGUGUAUCAUCAUUAGCCACCAUCUCAACUCAACAAUCCCUUUUAUUCACUUUGAAUUUACCUGGGGGCAAAUGGAGGUUUAGGAAGAGAUCAAGUAUUCUGGCCCAGGUUCUGCUAGCUAGUAAGUGGCAGGACUCCCAAAUCUCAGCGUUCACCCGCAUGCUUAGGCCUUGCUCUGUACUCAUAGACUUCCCUCAGAAAGCACUCCGAACAUGGGGUAGAGAGGUUGCCCUCAAACAGUGCUUCCGGUCUAUGUGUAAUAUAUAGUUUGCUCUCAAUAUAUCUACUUUAAGGAUAAUACUUGGCAUAUGUGUGUUCUUUAACCCCAUUUAACUCUGGCUUAAAGAUAAAACUAGAUGAGCUGUUGCCUCCUAGAUAGGAGACUUUCAUUAACGACAGGUGUUUGUCUAAUCUUAAUUUAAAGAAAAAACCUUCAACUCCACAUAGGUGAAAAACAACAGAAUAUCAGAAGUAAGGCUUGCUUUCAGUGUUGUAUCUGUCUUUUGCCUGCCACUUUGGUUUUCUUUGACACAGAUUGAACAGAAAUUCAGCGGUCAGGAUUGCUUACAUGGACUCCACGGUGGAGGCAGUCAGCAGGAGUGAUGGCGGCCCCGCGGAAGCCAGCGCCAGAGGUCCAGCUCCCCCCGUGCCUGGCACACAGGUCCUGGCAGUGGAUUCAAAAAACAGUGAUGAUGCAUCUUUAUAUCAGGAAGACGUGAUUGCUGGGUCCUUCAUGCCUGCAGUGCCUUGGAGCCCUUCGAAAAACGAGUUAAGGAGGAAAUACUUGACCCAGGUGGAUGUUCUGCUCCAGGAUGAAGGACGUUCAGAGUGUACUGACGAUGGAGAUGGAGAGGACACCCAUGUGACAUUGAGUCCUUCCUUGGCCUCACCUGCUGGGCCCGCCCAUGGAAGCCGUGGCCAUGUGUCUGGAAGGAGUCCUGGCAGCCCGGUUAAGCCGGCUUCAUGGCCUGGGGAGUGUGAUCCAGCAGACCUGGCCCUCGUGCCUAGAAGCGACAGUCUCAUGUUCCAGGGGGCUGGGGGGCACAGCCGCUCAAGCAGCCCGGCCUUGGAGGCCGACAUCAUCUGUGACGUGACCAUCAGCGACCUGUAUGCCGGCAUGCUGCACUCGAUGAGCCGGCUGCUGAGCACAAAACCGGCGUGUAUUAUCUCCACCAAAACCUCGUUCAUCGCUCACAGCUGGAGCGCCAGGAGGAGGCACAAGUGUAAGAACAGAAUGAACCAGACACAGUGCCGAGGAGCCGGGCUCUCUCGAAGGGCUUCCCGGGAGCCACUCCCAUCCUGUUCCGAGCCACUGAAGGACAGGGAAGUGUUAAGAGAUUGCGAGAACUUUCUAGAUGCUUCUGGCCAGAAGGCAGGGGUAGAAUUAGAAAAAGCUUUCCCUGAAGUCAACAAACCCAAGAUCCACAAGUUAGAUCCACGUUGGAAGGAGCUUAAGGGGUUGAAGAGUUUAAUGCCUCAGGGGUGUUCAUUGACUUACGGAGGAACCUGUACAAUGCAUCACCUCGGUCAGGAAAAUAGACUUAGGGCACUAAAAUGGUUAAUUUCUCCUGUAAAAAUCGUUUCCAGGCCAAGAGUACUGCGGGACAAGGGAGGGAAUCGUUACAGGGAAAUUGGAAUCAAAUUUGAUAAGCUUCAUCAGGAAUAUUGCCCAAACUCUGGGAAACAGACUGCCUGCCUGCCUUCCUGCCUGACUUCCCUCCCAGGACCCUCAGCAGUGGCCGUGUACAGGGGUGGUCCAGCGAGCCCUUGCAGCCCCCGGGGCUUAGAAACCCGCAGGCUCAGCAGGUUCCACGAGGCUUUUGAAGACCUGGGUGAACGAGCUAUUGGGACAGUGAGCUGGUACAGCGAACCCCAAACCAGCUCCGUGCAGAGCCCAGUCCGCUCGGAGCAGACCCUUGACCUUUUUCAAGGAAACCAUCCUGAAAUACUUAGAAAGUCCUUAUCUCCCAGCAAAGCCACAUCAGUAGCUGGCGGACAGCCUCCAAGCAGUGGAAGGAAACGUUACAAUGAAAUAAAGGAGAAAUUCGACAAGCUUCACCAAAAGUAUUGCCAACAGUCACCGCAGCAGACACAGGCACCUUUACGUAUUGGAACAUCUCCAGAUAGAGCAAGCCUGGAAGUUCAGUACCCCAGAGGAGGCACCUUGGAAAAAGCAAACCCAGACUCUGGCUUCCACGGUCCCCCAAAGCCGUCAGCAUCACCCCAGUGGAGCAUGGAAAGUCCACUCGGCUCAACUGCACUUGAGGCUCAGCCAUCAAUGAGCUUCGUGCUCACUGCCACGAGGGGCCACCAGUCCCCUCCGAAGAGACGCCGAUUAUCAGAUUCCCUGCUGUAUGGACAGUGGGCCAGUUCCCAGGAUUCAUCGCAUGUGGUGGGCCACGCCAUCCCAUGGCCAGGGGAGAAGCCGGCUCCCGACAGCCCCCCUGGCAAAAGAAGGAAAGAACACACCUUUCAAGAUGGAAGAGAAAAGUGACUUUGUACUCAGAAAAAUUGAAAGCUGAAGAUGUAUAGCCAAGUUAUUUUUUAAGAGUUUGUCCCUCUUCCCCCUUACUCUGUGUGUGUUUAAUCCUCAAGAAUAUGUGAGAGCUGGCUUCACUUAUCUGCCCUUCAAAGCAAAUUUCAGUGAAACUUGUCCCUUUGGAAUGACUCUGAGUUCUUGGUGUAGAAAUUAUUUGAAUAAAGUUGCUCAAUUAAAAU
Molecule: messenger RNA, 2869 nt
Organism: Lontra canadensis (Northern American river otter)
Lineage: Eukaryota; Metazoa; Chordata; Mammalia; Carnivora; Mustelidae
Gene: HJURP
Product: Holliday junction recognition protein
Exons: 7
Coding region: 720-2645 (641 amino acids)
Biological process (GO): CENP-A containing chromatin assembly
Cellular component (GO): chromosome, centromeric region
Molecular function (GO): histone binding
Source: RefSeq, a predicted model, not a curated record